Cetraspora pellucida is the source of this 340-nucleotide messenger RNA. NCBI's taxonomy places the organism in Eukaryota, Fungi, Glomeromycota, Glomeromycetes, Diversisporales, Gigasporaceae. The record is from the annotation of a GenBank genome assembly.
AUGAAAAAAUAUGAAAUUACAAGUUUAUAUAUUUACAUUGAAAAUAUAAAUUUACCUCUUAUUGAUAUUAGCAAAGAUGAAUAUGCAGAUAAAGAUAUUGAAGUUAUUGAUAUUAGCAAAGAUAUUGAAAUCAUAAAUGUUAGUGAAAAUGAAAGUACUGAAAUUAUUAAUAUUAGCAAAGAUAUUGAAAUUAUGAAUGUUAGCGAAGAUGAAGGUAUUAAAUUCAUUGAUAUUAGUGAAGAUAUUGAAAUUAUUAAUAUUAGCGAAGAUAUUGAAAUCAUAAAUAGUGAAGAUAAUAAUAUUGUAAAUCUUAAUAAAGAUAUUAAAAUUAUAGGCAUUA